AUGGCCGACAUCACCGAUCAACACGACCAGACCUCGCCUACCGACCUCGACGAGUCGCAGGUUGGCAACGGCAGCGUCGCCGAGAACAGAGGCGUCAAGCGCCAACGUCCCAGCACCGCCGACGACGACGAUGAUGAUGACGAGAAGGGCGGCCGCGAGCGUCGCAAGAUUGAGAUUAAGUUCAUCAACGACAAGUCUCGUCGUCACAUUACAUUUUCCAAGCGCAAGGCUGGUAUCAUGAAGAAGGCUUAUGAGCUUUCUGUCCUCACUGGCACCCAAGUGCUCCUCCUCGUUGUUUCCGAGACAGGUCUCGUCUACACCUUCACGACACCAAAGUUGCAACCUCUUGUCACUAAGGCUGAGGGCAAGAACUUGAUUCAGGCAUGCCUGAAUGCACCCGAGCCAUCCCAAGGCGGCGAGAACGGCGUCGACGACUCGAACCAGGUUGACUCGCCCGAAGAGCCUCCUCAACAGCACCUGCCCCCUCAGGCUGGACGCCAGGGUAUGCCUCAACCUCACAUGCCUCCUAACUACAUGUCCAACGUCGGCAUGGACCCUUCUCAGGCGCUCGCCUACCAGAGUUACGUCCAGCAACAACAACGGGGUGGUGGCUACGCUAUGCCGCCGCAGUCUGGUCUUCCCCAGCACACGUCGCAUCAACCUCAGUCGCCGGCAUUCGUCAUUUCUUCACCCGGCGAUGAGGCUCUGGUAGUUUGGCGUUACAAUUCGGUGUGA
This is a messenger RNA of Colletotrichum lupini, 735 nucleotides long. RefSeq names its product SRF-type transcription factor. Lineage: Eukaryota; Fungi; Ascomycota; Sordariomycetes; Glomerellales; Glomerellaceae. The coding region runs from base 1 to 735 and encodes 244 amino acids. The record is from RefSeq and is a predicted model, not a curated record. The transcript is spliced from 4 exons. Gene Ontology annotation, biological process: positive regulation of transcription by RNA polymerase II. Gene Ontology annotation, molecular function: protein dimerization activity; RNA polymerase II cis-regulatory region sequence-specific DNA binding; DNA-binding transcription factor activity, RNA polymerase II-specific.